Molecule: messenger RNA, 1651 nt
Organism: Seriola aureovittata
Lineage: Eukaryota; Metazoa; Chordata; Actinopteri; Carangiformes; Carangidae
Gene: spryd4
Product: SPRY domain containing 4
Exons: 2
Coding region: 366-1211 (281 amino acids)
Molecular function (GO): protein binding
Source: RefSeq, a predicted model, not a curated record
AGAAUGCUCUGAUACAAUAAUUUUUGUCAAUGAUUUAGUUAGCUGAGUCAGUGAUUGCCAGAAGACUUUGCUUGGGAAAAAACAAAACAAAAAAAAACGCCAGAUCCAUUCAACCCCUUACCCCCUUUAAAGUUAUUUAUCACAUUAUUCCACACAGUGGCAUAUACUGUUUAUUUUUUAUAUAAUGUUUGUUCCAUCUCUUGAAGCCAUAUGAUAUUGAUCACUAUUCUCAUAAUCCAAUAAACAGGAGGUUAAUGGGAACUUGAUGGCGACAGGGGGGCCCACUCAGAGUGUGACAGGUAAAUGACAAGUAGGGGUGCACAGCAAAUGUUUGCACAUUGGCUCCUUAACAGCUUAAUCCAGCCAUGGACUUGACAGGUGCGACGGACUGGCUGCUGUCCGUGGUGCUGAUGUGUCCCGGUGGUCGGGCAGGUCUCAGUGUUCCUCUCCAGACCUGCAGGGGGCGGCAGAGCGCGCUGCAGCUACAUGUUGAUAAGCAGAAGAAACUGAGACACGUGAGCAGCAGCAGUGAAAACAUGGCGACGCCUCUUAGUGCAGCUCAUGUAUGUCGCCUGGCGGGACGGACUGUCGCCUCCCUGUCCGCCAGACACAGGCGGGCUGUGAGCCUGCCAGCGAGGAGAUGCUACGUAUCCGCUUCGACGGGGAGAAAUCUGCAGUUUAGGCUUGAUGAGAGAACAGCCCACAGUAGCCUAGACCUAUUCAAGAAAGACACUGGUAUAAUCUACCGCAUGCUGGGCCUGGACCCCAGCCAUGUGCCAAACAACCCAGAGCGUUUCCGAGACUGGGCCGUCGUGUUUGGUGAUGAGAAGAUCAGCAGCGGAAGACACUACUGGGAGGUGACUGUCAAAAAGUCUCAAGAGUUUCGUCUGGGUGUGGCUGAGGCGUUGAUGUCCAGAGAUGAGUGUGUGGGCACCAACAACUCCUCCUGGAUGUUUGGCUACGCUCAGCGCAAAUGGUUUGCCAUGACCAGCAAUAAGAUGGUUCCUGUGACGCUAGUAGGAAAGCCUGACCGUGUAGGCAUCCUGCUUGACUACGAAGCGGGGCUCCUGGGGCUGGUGGACAUUGAGAAGCCCAGGAUCAUUCACAGCGUCAGGGUUCAGUUCAAGUCACAUCUCUGCCCCGCAUUUGGACUUUGGGACGGGGAACUGCUCACACACUCUGGUCUGGAGGAGCCUGAAGGCCUGAAGUGAAGCAGGAUAAACUGUGAUGGCUAUGAUUGUAAUGGUCUUGACAGGCAGUGGGCUGGGCGUAGCACCAUGGAAACACUUAUCACAUUAUCUUUAAUGCAGGAAAGAAAGCAAUAUCUUCCUUGGGAAUCAUGUACAGCUUAACUUCAGAUGAUGGUUAAUUUUCUGUGGGCCAGCUGGUUCAUAAUCAUGACUCUUAACAAUGCAAGUUCAUACUUUGUGUAUGUCAUCGACCUCAGGCAUUCAUAUCACAGAAGCUGUUUUGUGUGUACCUCGUGUAUUACCUCUCAGAUGUGUGGUUGAGAGAAACAUUAACUGCCAAGUUUUUCUUUUACACUUUGUCUUCUGGUGUUACCAACAGUUACAAAGCUCAAAUCUGCACAAAACCUUUUUCAGUCUCAUGUUCAUACUGUAUAUUGUUUAAUAAAAUAACAUCACUCAAA